ACCAGCAAGAACACCAGUCACUCCUAAAACUCUCCGUUCACCUUUCACCUGAGAAUCACCUUUAUAAGCAUAGUUUGUUAAUUCAAGUGGUGCUUGUGGCGGUAUUCAAUCAAGAACCUCUACUCUGAUAACCGUAUCUACAGUCCAGGUCAGUCUUCUCUGUUUUUUUUUUUCCUAACAUAUUUUGUUUUUGAAGUCUGUCUGUGGCGGUCUUCAAUCGAGAAACAUCGCUCUGAGAACUGCCUCGACAACUCAGAAGAAAGGUUGAGUUCAAAUUGUACGUAGUUGGAAGUCUAAAUGGCGAUUGACGGGAGUUUCAGUAUUGAAUAUGAAUUGGGAAGGUUUCUUCGUCGGUGCCCCAGGCUUGCAAUGGUUCCUCAGUUAGAUAAUCUGGUCAAAAAGGGGAAAUAUUUGACAGAGGAAGAGUUGAUUGAUGGGGUAGCCGAGUUAAUUUUACAUCCUCGCUACACAAUUCCAUUGGUGGGAUGCUUUCGUCCGAUAGCACGAAAGAUUGUUGACCGGGUUGUGGCUUUGUUACGUUUGGUACCUGAUUUGACGUCCAAUUCCAAUGAUUCGAUGCUCGAGUUUGAUGAAGGAGUAUUAUUCAAGGAGACUGAAAGUUCAAACUGUGAAGAGGUUAUUUGUGUUAUUAAUUUAUACAUCAAAUGUGGGAGAGGUCUGAGACUUCAUGAGCUUUCCUGUUUGGCAUUUUCACGAACAAUUGAUUUGAUACCUUAUCUAUCCGGGUCUGUAAGGGAUUACUUCAAAUUUGCUCCACCUCCAUUCAAAAGGAUUACGGAGAAGGAAUUAAUGGCCCAGUCGUUAGUGCAGGCAGGAGCUCAUCUAUUAGAUGCUGUGCGAGUAUCACAUCGUCUUCUUUUAGCAGAACCCGAGCUUUUCACCAGGCUAUGGGAUUGGUCCUGUUAUUUGGACCUCGUACAUGAGAUCACUUGUUUUCAUGGAAGACAUAUAGAGCUUUUGGUGGACGUAAGAUGGUGCACGUUACAAACAUUAACAGUGGUUUUGAAGAUGAGUGACAGAUUUAUCCGGAAAAAGAUGAGUGACAUGGCACCUUCAGAUUUAAAAUUUGACGAUGAAGAAGCAUUUGGGUGUUUACUGAGGUGGAAGGAGUUUCUUCAGGAUGUAUCUUUGGAGAAGGCUAGCUGGUAUCUUGAACCAUUUAGGGAAAGCAAAUUGGAUUCUUCUGAGGAAAACAUAAAUUUUGAUAGAGGACCAAACUCACAAUCUCUGGGCCAAAACUCAUCUGCUGUUUCCUGGUCAAAGCUUCCAGAACUUGGGCUACUAAAUUGGAGCAACAUGGAUGGGACAUGGGAUAUGCCUAAAACUGGAAGACCUUUUGUUUUAACAUCUGCUGUGAAGAAAAGUUUUGAGAUGGUGCUGUUGGCGGUGAGUCAGAGGUGGCCUAUUCUUCUUUAUGGUCCAGCUGGUGCAGGCAAAACUGCUCUCAUUAGCAGGUUAGCCCAGGGUCAUGGGAGUCAAGUUCUUUCUAUUCACAUGGAUGAGCAAAUUGAUGGAAAAACACUAAUUGGGAAUUACGUAUGUGCUGAACAACCUGGUGAAUUUAGGUGGCAGCCUGGUUCCCUUACUCAGGCUAUCCUUAAUGGGCUUUGGGUUGUCUUUGAGGACAUUGAUAAAGCUCCUGCAGAUGUACAGUCCAUCUUGUUACCUUUGCUGGAGGGUGCUAGUUCGUUCUUAACAGGCCAUGGGGAGGCAAUAAGGGUUAGUGAAGGCUUUCGUCUUUUUUCCACAGUAUCGAGCUCAAGGUUAGAUGCAUCCAAUGUGACAACAGCUAGGAACUCCCUUGGUGCAUUAUGGAGGAGAGUAAUGGUUGCCCCCCCAAGUAGCAGCGACUUGCAAAGUAUUGUGAAAGCCUGGUACCCGGAAUUGGAAUCUCUUUGUGGAAAACUUAUAGAAACCUUUGAAAAGGUUAAUCAGCUUUCAGGCUUCCAACUUGGAACUUCUGUUACUUUUGCAUCUCCAGGCAGGUUUUCAUUGAGGGAUCUAUUGAAGUGGUGCAAAAGAAUUGCUGGUUUGGGUUUCCAUUUUCUGGGGGAUAAUCUAUCAGCUUAUGUGUCUAAGUGCAUCUAUCAAGAGGCUGUGGAUGUUUUUGCAACCUCUUCAAGCUUAGUGGAAAUGCGGAUGAGAAUUAUGAGAGAGUUAGCAGAGAUGUGGGCAAUACCGAUUUCAAGUGCCAAUACAUUAUUUCCCGUUGACAAACCUGUUGUUCAGGACAUGCGGACUGAUAUACGUAUUGGACGAGUAGCUCUUCAGCGGACAUCGAUGCCUUCAUCUCUUGGGAGCAAGCCAUUCGUUGAGAUUCGUACUUCAUUGCAUGUCUUGGAAAGAGUAGCUGGAUCUGUUAAGUAUAACGAACCUGUUCUUUUGGUUGGUGAAACUGGUACCGGGAAGACAACGCUGGUACAGAAUCUGGCUACAAGGCUCGGUCAGAAACUUACAGUUUUGAAUUUGAGCCAGCAAAGUGAUAUUGCAGAUCUGUUGGGAGGGUUUAAGCCAAUGAAUGCACAAUUUUUAUGCCUCCCUCUUUAUCAGGAGUUUGAAAGUCUGUUUAGAAGCACCUUCUCUUCAAAGGAUAAUGAGAAUUUUCUUGCCAUCUUAAGAAAAUCUGUCAGUGACAAAAAUUGGAACAUGUUAUUUAGUGGUCUUCAAAAGGGUGUUCGGACGGUAGUUAGAAUAGGAAAACACAAGUCUGGUUUAAAAAGAAAAAGGCCGUUGGGUGAAGAAUUAAUAAAAUCAUGGGAGAGUUUCUCUUUAAAACUUGAAGCAGCUCAUGCUCAGAUUGGUGGCUCAGACGGGAUGGUGUUUUCAUUUGUUGAGGGAGUUUUUAUCACGGCCCUAAAAAAUGGGGACUGGAUAUUGCUAGAUGAGGUCAAUUUAGCUCCUCCGGAGACUCUUCAGAGGGUUAUUGGCGUUCUUGAAGAUGAAGGUGGGUCUCUUUGUUUAGCAGAGAGAGGAGACGUCGAUUACAUUUCUAGACACCCGAACUUCCGCAUAUUUGCUUGUAUGAAUCCAGCAACUGAUGCUGGUAAAAGAGAUCUUCCCUUGCCAUUAAGAAGCCGUUUUACAGAGUAUUUUAUGGAUGAUGUGUUGGAAGAUGAAGAUUUGAUUCUCUUUAUCAAUCGAUUUAUGGAUGGCGAUCAUUCAGUUAAAGGAUCAACCAAUAAAGUCUUAAAUUUUUAUAAAAUAGCAAGGAAGGAAUCGGAGGAGAGGCUGCAGGAUGGGGCUAAUCAAAAGCCCCAGUACAGUUUAAGGUCUCUUUAUCGUGCCCUGGAAUAUACAAAGAAGGCGAGACGCACUUUUGGAUUCUUGAAAGCUAUUUAUGAUGGAUUUUCGAUGUUCUUUCUUACUAUGUUAGAUGUUCCUAGUGCCAAGUUAAUGAACACAUUAAUAGUGAGACACCUCUUGGAGGGAAAAGUGGCCCCACAUGUCCCUUUUGAUAGGUACAUCGUGGUCGGGAAGGACUCCAGAUCCGCUGAGUUCUUGGAGAACUAUGUUUUGACUGGAAGUGUCAGGGAGCAACUUAGCAACUUGGCUCGCGCUAUAUUUAUAGGAAGAUAUCCAGUGCUUCUACAAGGGCCCACAUCUAGCGGAAAGACUAGCCUUGUUCAGUAUCUUGCGGCAAUAACUGGCCAUGAAUUUGUGAGGAUUAAUAAUCAUGAACACACCGAUCUUCAGGAAUACUUGGGUUCGUACAUAACUGAUGGCACGGGGAAACUUGUCUUCCAGGAAGGGGUGCUGGUUAAGGCUGUUAGGCAUGGCUAUUGGAUAGUCCUGGAUGAGCUUAACCUGGCUCCAUCUGAUGUGUUGGAAGCAUUAAAUAGGUUGCUUGAUGAUAACAGGGAACUUUAUGUACCUGAGUUGUGUGAAACUAUCCAUGCCCAUCCAGAUUUUAUGCUGUUUGCAACUCAAAAUCCACCUACGUUUUAUGGUGGGCGCAAGAUGCUAUCUCGAGCAUUCCGCAAUAGAUUUGUGGAGAUCCAUGUGGAUGAAAUUCCACAAGAUGAACUGAGCACAAUAUUGGAGAGCCGUUGCAAAAUCCCUGCUAGCUAUGCAAAGAAAAUGAUCGGAGUUAUGAAAGAUUUACAGUUACAUAGGCAGAGUAGUAAAGUUUUUGCUGGAAAACAUGGGUUCAUUACUCCUCGUGAUUUGUUUCGCUGGGCUGAUCGGUUCAGGACGUUUGGAAAAUCGUAUGAAGAUUUAGCACGUGAUGGAUAUUAUCUAUUGGCAGAAAGACUGCGUGAUGAUAAGGAGAAGAAAGUUGUUCUAGAAGUUCUGGAGAAGCAACUUCGAAUUAAACUUUCUAGUAAUGUAUUGUACAAAGAGGAAAAUGCAGCUGGCGAUGCAGUUCUGAACGUGCAAAAAUCUUUGGUCGGUUCUGAGGAUCUUGGGGGGGUUGUCUGGACUGAUAGUAUGUGGCGCUUGWACUUUCUUGUUGAGCGCUGUUAUAGGUUAAGGGAACCAGUGCUUCUGGUUGGAGAAACUGGUGGUGGGAAGACGACAGUAUGCCAGAUGCUAAGUAUUGCGCUGGGAUCCAAGUUGCACAUCUUAAAUUGCCAUCAAUACACUGAAACUUCUGAUUUUCUUGGGGGAUUCUAUCCUGUUCGAGAAAGAUCGGAAUUAGCUUUGGACUUCAAAGUUUUGUGUGAGCAAUUGCUGCAGUCAAAAGCUUAUAAGCACUUUCCUUGUGAAACUCCAAUCUCUUUAGACAUUAAUCAAGCUUCAAAGUCACUUGAUCAAGUGACUAAGAUGAUAGAAUAUUACAGACAAGGUCAAGACCUUCAUCCAGAUGUCUCUGUAAAUGAAGUUGAUUCUGUUGAAGAAAUUAGACAACGCCUAUCUGUACUUCAUCGGAAGUGGUGCACAAUCUUCAAUUGGCAAGAUGGUCCUCUUGUUCAAGCAAUGAAGAACGGUGAUAUGUUUCUUGUGGAUGAAAUUUCUCUGGCUGAUGAUAGUGUUCUUGAAAGAUUGAAUAGUGUCUUGGAACCAGAGAGGAAAUUGUCUUUGGCGGAGAAGGGGGGGUCCGAUCUUGAGAAAAUAACAGCACAUCCGAAGUUUUUUAUUCUUGCUACCAUGAAUCCUGGUGGUGAUUAUGGUAAAAAGGAAUUAUCUCCAGCACUUCGCAAUCGCUUUACAGAGAUAUGGGUACCACCUGUGAGUGAGCUUAAUGAGCUCAAAUGUAUAGCAUUAGAGAAAAUCUUAAAUCCUGAAAUCUCUUUUGUGGUGGAUGUUAUGAUAAAUUUCUGGGAGUGGUUUAAUCAGUUACAAACUGGAAGAAUGCUUACAGUGAGAGAUCUCUUGUCCUGGGUAGAUUUUAUUAAUGUGACUCAGGAAAAUUUAUGUUCAGAGGUUUCAUUAUUGCAUGGUGCCUUCCUUGUUUUGCUUGAUGGAUUAAGCUUAGGUACUGGGAUUUCAAAAAUUGAGGCUGAAGAGUUGAGGGAAAGGUGCUUGUCGUUUCUCAUGGAGCAAUUAAAGCGUUCGCUGCAACAGGAGAGCAAACCGAGAUUGAAUCAAUCAAACCUUUUGACAACGGAAAGUUGUGGUUGGACCGAUCUUCUGAGGUCAGCUGAGGCGCUGUCUAGUAGAGGCAUGGAGACGAACAAUUACUUUGGAAUUCAUCCAUUCUACAUUGAGAAAGGUGAUAACCAUAUAGAGGCUGAAGGAUUUGAGUUUCUGGCGCCAACCACCCGAAGAAAUUCCUUGCGUGUACUGCGGGCUAUGCAGCUUAAAAAGCCUGUUCUAUUGGAAGGAAGUCCAGGUGUUGGAAAAACAAGCUUAGUCCUUGCUCUUGGAAAAUUUUCUGGACAUUCUGUUGUACGGAUAAACUUAUCAGAGCAGACUGACAUGAUGGAUUUACUGGGAUCGGACUUGCCUGUUGAAAGUGAAGAAGGAAUGCAGUUUGCUUGGUCUGAUGGAAUCCUGUUGCAGGCACUGAAGAAUGGAUCUUGGGUUUUGCUUGAUGAACUUAAUCUUGCUCCUCAAUCUGUGUUGGAGGGGUUGAAUGCUAUUCUAGAUCACCGAGCAGAAGUUUUCAUUCCGGAGUUGGGUCAUACUUUCAAGUGCCCUUCAUCUUUCAGAGUUUUUGCUUGUCAAAACCCUUCUUAUCAGGGGGGCGGGAGGAAAGGCCUUCCUAAAUCUUUCCUCAAUCGUUUUACUAAGGUAUAUGUUGAUGAAUUGGUCGAGGAAGAUCAUCUGUUCAUCUGUACUUCUUUGCACCCAUCUAUCCCAGUUUCUUUGCUUUCAAAGCUGAUUGCAUUCAAUAAGCGUCUGUACGAGGAUACCAUGUUAAACCAUAAAUAUGGACAAGCUGGAUCCCCAUGGGAGUUCAAUUUACGAGAUGUUAUUCGUUCAUGUCAGAUCAUAGAAGGUGCUCCUGAAAGUUCAAAAACUGAUUGCUUUUUGAACACUGUAUAUGUCCAAAGGAUGCGUUCAUCCACAGAUCGUCAAGAAGUCAUUCAGCUAUAUGAGCAGGUUUUUGGGUUAAAGCCGUUCAUAAAUUUAUACCCAAGGGUGCAGCUUAGUCCAGAAAACUUGAUUGUCGGGAGCACUUGUGUGAAAAGGAAUAAUAUUCAAUCUUCAUCGGUAUCUUCCUGUGAACUAAAAAUUCUCCCGGGGAUGCGUCAAAGUUUGGAAACUGUUGCACAGUGUUUGCAGCAUCAGUGGUUGGUCUUGCUGAUUGGUCCAGCAGCAUCUGGUAAAACUUCUUUGAUAAGAUUAUUGUCAGAGCUCACUGGCAAUGUGCUAAAUGAACUUAACCUUUCGUCUGCUACGGAUAUAUCUGAGUUACUUGGAUGCUUUGAGCAAUAUAAUGCUAUUCGCCAUUAUCGUCUGGCCAUUGAACAUGUUGAACGCUACAUGAACGCAUACUGUUGCCACCAGAUGGAAAUGUCAGUCGAGGCAUUCACGAAACGGAAGGAUUUGAUCAGCCGUUGGCUUUCCUUCUCAUCAAGUAUCGAUCACAGCUCUGCGAGUUUCGUUUCUGCCGGAAAUUGUAGUACGGGACCCUUUCAUGCUCUACCUUUGUUAGUCGAUAUCAUUGAGGAUCUAAAAUUGGAUUUGGAAAACGAUAGCGAAGAUCUCGAUAGAUUGCUGAAGACUGUUAGAAAGUUGCAAGAUGAUCAGAGGAAACUGCUUUAUCCUGCAAAGUUUGAAUGGGUAACUGGGUUGCUUAUUAAGGCUAUAGAGAAUGGAGAAUGGAUUGUACUCGAGAAUGCAAACCUCUGCAACCCUACGGUUCUUGAUAGAAUCAACUCUCUAGUCGAGCAGUCUGGAUCAAUAACAGUUAAUGAAUGUGGAACGCUGGAUGGAAAACCGUUGGUCCUUCGUCCUCAUCCUCAUUUUCGGAUGUUCCUCACUGUUAACCCUGCGUAUGGUGAAGUAUCACGAGCAAUGCGAAAUAGAGGUGUUGAAAUUUAUCUGAUGCAGCCUUACGGUUUACUUGGUGAAACCUAUGGUGAGAAUGAACUCAAAGACGUGAAGAGAUUUCUUGUCCUCUCAAAUAUACCGGGUGGCAAUUUAGUUGAUGCAAUGGCUAAAGCACAUCUUUCUGCCAAGUGUGGUGGGUUGCAGCAUAAUGUUAACAUUUCGAACCUUGAGCUUAUGCGAUGGGUACAGUUAUUUCAGCGGCUUCUCACAAAUGGAAAUCAGGCCUUGUGGAGCCUGCAAAUUAGCUUUGAGCAUACGUAUCUUUCCUCUUUAGGCGAAAUUGAGGGAAAAGGUAUUAUUGAUGAAGCAAUUGGUUCUUACUUAUCAAUGCCUGAACUUUACAAUUAUAAAUCCUGCUCAGAUUGUUCUUUAUGCUUGCCUGGAGGAUGGCCUACAACUUUGAUGGUACGCGAUUUUGUAUGGCACUCGAUGGAAACUUCUGUUAAACAAAACUGCAUGUUUCUAGAGUAUCUGGGUACUCAGAUGGCCUCACAUUCAUUUCGGGUUUCUUUGGGUCAGUGCCCAGUGGUAAAGUUUUCGUGUUCUUUGAGGACAUACUUGACGGAUAUAGAGCUAUUGCGUGGCAUGAUAUUUCCAGAAGCUUCAGAUGUUACAGGGUUGGUCGCUGGUAACCAAACAAGAUUUGAUGUGGCAUUCACAUACAAAAGGCUUCAGUUUGCUGCUAACUGGACCAUUGAACAGGCUACGGAAAAUGGCCUUAAAGUGUAUCUUAUAUGGUUUGGACGGUUUGGUGAUUAUUUAAGGGGAUAUUGCUCAUUCUUUUGUUCUUUCCUAGAACUUCUGAACAAAGAACUGGACCAUUCUAUCUGGAGCUGUAUUAGACACUGUCGUGGGGUUCUUAUGGCGCAUGAUGGUGAUAAUAGGGAUUUGAUAUCGGAACCAAUGCUUUCACUGGAUGUAGCCAACUUGAAUGCAUCAGUAUCGAAGUCGUGUAGCCAACUUCUUGCUAAUGCCAUCAAUUGUGUUGGAUUGUUAAGGCUUAGCUAUCAACAGUGGCAUGCCGAGAGUGAGUUUGAGUAUGGUGAUAAGACACGGUGUUUCAUUCCUGUCUUACAAUCCUUAAGAAGGCUUGAAGAAAGAAUUCUUGAUAUGCUCGUUGAGACUCCUUUCUUUGAUUUGCUUUUCGAACUCUAUAGCAAACUCAUUGAUGAUCACAUAUCUGCUUGGAAUGGCUUAGUUUCGUCUCAGUUUGAUUGCAUGUUCAUUUCUUGGCGCUCUUUGGCAAAGGCUGCCAAAAAGUUGAAGGAGUUCUGUGCAAAUGAAGUAGAAACAUUUCAGGAUGACAUCAAAAAUUUGGAAAGAGGUCUUUCUUGGUCUUUGAAUUCACAGAGGUCGUUGCUGUGGGCAUAUGGUGGUCAUCCAUUUUCACCUUCUUCUGUUGAGAUAUAUAAAAAACAACAACAAUUUGUCAACCUUUGUCAUUCAAUUUGGACGAGAGAGAUCAGCCUUCAGGAACUAGCUUUUUGCUCAUGUUUUUUUGUAGCCCAUGAAGGCUUCAUUGAGGCUGCUGUUUCUACCAAUCGUGAACUACGUUUUCUUGCCAUGCAAGGUGUUUGCAUGUCUGCAUAUAUCAUGAGCAAGGUGGAUGAAGACGACCUUGAUGUCUUAAAGCAGUUGGAGGAGAUGUUUCAGAUCCUAUUAAGCAAGUUCCAUUACGAAAAGGACAAUCUGGAAAGGACUGCUGGGACGGAUGAGCAAGUGUCAUUGUCUGCUGAUGUAUCUAACUGUUGUGUAUUGAACAUAGACAUGCUAUGUCAACCUUCUGGUUUGAGCUGUUGGCUAGAUACUUCGCUUAUAAAUGAUUAUAACAGCUUUGGUCUUGAUAUGAGGCUACUUCAAGAGCUAUCCAAUAUCGUCACUCUUGAUGGGAGGGAACUGGAAUCUGGUUUAUCUCGUUUGCGUUGGCUUCUGGAAUCUACCUUGAAGUUUUCACUUAACUUUUCUUCAAGGCCUCCGAGCGAUUUCUCUCCUUAUCAGAAAGUUGUAUGGAUUCUUGAUGCAUGGACCUCUGUCAAUUCUGCUCAUGCAAGCAUUUCUAGUACGGUUCUAGAGAUGUGGUUUAAUUGGCACACAUCUUUGUGGAAGCAUCAUCCAAAUCGUGAGAAGAACAUUUUGAGCCAACAUGGUAGUGCAGGUCUGGUACCGAACAUGCUUUUUCAGCCGGUAGCAACACUGUCCUUAGACAAGAUUCUGCGACAUCCAAUUGGCAUCAAAGAUCUUAAUGCGCAUAGCUUGAAACUUGGAGUUGCUUCCCAUAAUCUAUGGAUAAGUUCUCCACAUGUUGCUGAGUGCCGUCGUUUCUUUCUGUCCUCUGGUCGAUCUCUCUUUCAGCAGAUAAUACUUGCCCAUGAAAAGUCCUUCGAAGAUGAUGACUAUUCUUUGAUGAGAUCUGUAUUCUUUUCAGCUCAGGUAAAGCAAACUGAUGUGAGUGUUAUUACCUCUCUUCUCGCAUCAUCAAACCAUGAGGUUCUGAAGUCCUUAAUAAAUCCAUUUAUCGAGCCACUGCUUCAUGUGCUAUAUGGCAAGAAUUCUACAGAUUCCUUGUUUGAUCUCGGUUGUGCCUGGUUACGAAUUGGGGGUUUGCGUUAUCAUCUUUUGGUACGCUGCGAUGAUGUGGAUCCGGCGGUGAAGAAGAAUUUCAAAUAUUUUCAACUUAUGGAGAGGAUUGCCUCACUUGAACUAGAUAUAGAAGUGCGACGUGAGUGUGUGCAUCUUGCAGGAUGUUUCUCGUUAAGUGAGGCUGACAAGGACAGAACAAAAUUACUAAACAAUCUUAAAGCUGAAAGAAACAGGCUCCGAAGACAGGUUGUGUUCCGUUCUGCUCCUGGGAAAUUUAAGAAGUUGAGAUCUGAAUGUGACGAUUUUUUUAAAUUAGUUUCAACUCCCUUUGGUCUUGUAAAGAACAUGGGGAAUUUAAAAAUGCAACGAGUUGCUGACCAGGUGUAUAAUUGGCAGGAAACUGCAACACGUUUUGUGGACCGAUUAUCUAAUGAAUACUCUGAGUAUGUUGAUAUUGUUCAACCAAUUCAGCUUGCAAUAUAUGAGAUGAAAUUAGGCUUGUCACUGGUUCUGUCAAGCAAUCUACGGAAUCAAUUUUUGGAUAGAGUUGGGCAGAAUAAUAUCGAUGCUGUUCUGGCAGCAAUUUAUUCAUUUGUAAGGUUCCCUAGAGGCAUCACAAGAAAAGAUGUUUCUUAUAUAGAGGAAAGUUUCCAUGCCAAACUUUCAUGCUUCGAUAACGCGUUCCCUACUUAUAUUGGGGAAGAUGAUAUGAACAUGGUGGAAAGUUUGGUCACUUUUUCGAGAGGCAAUAACAAUGAUGAAGCGGGAUCUGUUUUGCAAAUGAAAGCUUCAAUUCAGCAAAAUGUUCUUCUUCGUGUGGUGCAUUAUGUGGCUCAGGCGCAUUUUUUUGACAAUGCAUCGUUCAAGCUCUUGGAUAGGAUGUUUGAUUCGUUUGCAGACCUUUGGAUGAAAAUGAAAAUUCAAGUUAGAACCAAAGAAGAGCUUGAUUCCCAACAGUACAGAUUCAGGCCUCGUGCUUUCGAUAUUAAAAAUAUCAUCGAAAUGGAUGUCUCAACCCUUGAAAGUUCAAUUGCAAAUGAAGCAUUUUCAGAGUGGAAGGAGUUAGCUUUUGAGGAAGUAUCUGUUGAACGGAACAAUGCUGAUGAAGAGCAUGAAAUAUUAGAGCAAGAUUGGAAUGUGCUGCUGGAAUCUAUGCUGAACAACAUGGUGAAUGUCUAUACUACAGUAUUUGGUUCAACAGAUCUCCUUCAACCGGCUGGAAGUGUUGAAGUAUCUGAUUCUGAAAGGCUGUAUUCUUUCUUGGACUCCUACGCUAUGGGUACUAGAGUAAUAAAAGAUCUAGAGGGCCUACUGUGUUCAAGUUUGGAUUCUAAGCUUAUCCCAGAACAUGUACUACGCCUCUGCUUGGGGCAUGAUCAGAAUUUUGUUUCAUCUCCUCUACAAACACAUGCUUACAACUUCUACAAGGAUUCAAAUGCUUCGUUGUUGGCUAAGAUGGUGGUUCCAGUUAUGAAUCUUCAACAACGAAUUCGUCAUCUUCUUAGCGAAUGGGAUGAUCAUCCUGCUCUUCAGAAAAUUGUGGACGUGGUUGAUAUGAUCUUGUCUAUACCUUUUGGUACCCCUCUUGCUAAGGCUUUGUCGGGCUUGCAGUUUUUACUUAAUAGGGUUCGGAACCUUCACGAAACAGUUGCAAAGUUCCCGCUUUCUGAUCAAUUAGAUCCGAUCAUUGCUCUUGUGUCGUCAUGGCAAAAGAUGGAGUUUGAAUCAUGGCCUGCUUUGCUGGAUGAAGUUCAAGCUCGGUUUGAUACUAAUGCUGGCCAGUUAUGGUUUCCGUUAUACUCAGUUCUUCGACAAAGUCAUUCUGCUGAUACCGAUAGCUAUAGUCAGCCCACCAUGGAGAGCUUGGAGGAGUUUAUUCAGACCUCAAACAUUGGUGAAUUCAAAAAGCGUCUUCAACUUGUGUUUGCCUUCCAUGGCCAUAUCAGUACUGCUAGAAGUCAAGGAUGUAAUUCAAGCCGUGGCCAUGAGGACAAUCUGAAGAUUCUAUACAAUACGUUUGGCUUCUACAUUCAGUUCCUGCCUAUUAUUUUGGAGAAGUUAGCAUCAAAUAGAAAGAGUAUUGAGUCGGAGCUGAAUGAACUACUGAAGUUGUGCCGGUGGGAACGCAGUGAGUGGUAUUUGACAAUGGAGACUUCAAAGCGGACACGUGAGAAAUUUAAAAAACUGAUUCAAAAGUAUACUGAUGUGCUCAAGCAACCUGUGAUGCUUAUUCUUACUCAAGAAGCAGCUCGAAGCGGAAUAAAAACGAUAGCAGUUCAAGGUCCCAAUUUAUUUAGCGAUUCUUUUGAGAGAUACAAGCAAGUUCUUGGUGUUGCUUGCCAUGAAACUAUGUUCAAAAACAAAAAGAGAUUCAUGUGGCCCUCCACUUGGAGGGAUAAAGUUGAUGUUUCAUUGGAAGAUAUGCGGCGUGCAAAGACUAUCCCGUUGGAAGAAGCUAAAGGCAAUAUAAAUAUAGUCAGCAAGUUCAUUGAUUUCCAGUCCUCAAGUGAUCUGGCAAAGGAAGAGUGGAGACAGGUUCGCCACACAUUUGAAAAGAUCAGCACAAAUAUCAUAGAUUGUGGUGAACUUUGGAAGGAUGAAAAGAAGAGUUUAGGAAAGAGAAGGGCUCUUUCUGAACUUCUAAAGCUAUUGGAUGGUUGUGGACUGUCUAAGCAUAGAUCGACAUUCAUGGAGCCUACGACAAAUAAGUCAAGCCGAUGGUUUCUCCAACCAGCCUACAUUAUGGAGCAUUUGCUACUCAAGGAAGGUCGAUUGUCCUCUGGGAACGUUGAUGUCGCUGAUCUUGAUAAGGUUCAAAAUCUUCACAUGGAUAAUCUAGAAACCGACUGGAAAAUGGCAAAUGAAUACUUCUUCAAAAGCAUAGCUUCCCUGGGCCAUUUGCGACAAGUCUGCUUGAAAUUUCACAAGGAUUUUACACUUGAACAGGUUAAUAGGUCUGUUUCUUACCUUGAUCAUCUUGUUGAGAUACAAAAAUCACAUAGAGCUGCUGCCUAUGAUUUUGCUGAGGGGUUGGAACGUUUUAAGAAGCGAACUUUGCCACUACAGAACUUAUUCUCCAGCUCACUUCCUUCACCUGGUCUGCCCGGUUCUGUCUGCUCCUUUUCACACAAUCAGGAGAUUGUUUCCAAGUGCAUCUGGCGACAAAAGCAAUUGGUUGAUACUAUUUUCAACACCUUAAAUGAUGAGUGUUUGUUGCUAAGAAGUGUUGAAAACAACCAUGUAGAAACUUGCAAGAGUGUUGGAGCUGCGGCCACUCAAAUUCGUCUUUUCCUAGAGAAGUUUGUUUUCGACUUCAAGAAAUCCAAGGAAUUGCUGGAUAAUUAUCUUUUUGGCGAUUGUGGCAGUCUAAUAAGCACAUCAGUUAUACUGUAUCCAUAUGGCAUCACGAAGCAAAUGGAACWGUUUGUCCAACAUAACUUUUUGUUAAUUAGGGAUUUCAAGGAGCAAUUACGUGCUUUUCGCAAGCAAGAUGUGCAUGCAGGAUUAGCAAAGGAUGUUCUUCUUGACCAUUUUGAGGACAUCUUCAAGAAGGGCGACCUUUUAGAUGAAUACUAUAAUUCUGCUUUAGGUGCAAGGAAUCAGCCAGAAAAGGUCAAAGAAGCCAUUGAUAUUUCCAAAGCUGAAGCUGCGUUUGGCGAGUCUCUUAGGAAAACAUGCAAAUACAUUGUUGAUGGAUUUGAUAGAGUUAACUUGAUGAAUAAUGGGCUUGAUACUUCGGAAGAUAACCUUGGAAAUAUCAAUACCUGGCUAUUUCUGUUUGCUUCUAGAGUAGAGAAUCUACAGUUGCACACUGUACAUGACGAAUUAGUGAAAACGCUCGACUUUGCUGGAGAACUCAUGAACCUCUAUGGGAAUGAAGAAACGAGUCUGUGUUUCGUUGAGGCACAGCUGAAGCAUCUGUAUUCGCUGUUGGACCUAUUGAUGACCUUUGGAAAUGGUCUUCUUAAUGACUUUAUGGUGGUGCACAGAACAUUGUCUAUAGUUACUCAUGUGCUUGCGGAGAUUUUUGCUUCAUUAUACUCGCAAGGUUUUGGAAGCUCCACGGAAAGCCAAGAGGAUGAUGGUCAUGAUGAUGCUCGAGAUGCUAGUGGAACUGGUAUGGGUGAGGGUGUUGGGGUUAAAGAUGUCAGUGAACAGAUAGAAGAUGAAGAUCAACUAGUUGGAACUGAAAAGUCAGGUGAAGAACAAGAUGCGUUGAAUGAUGUUCCCGGUAAAAAUGAUAAAGGUAUAGAGAUGGAACAAGAUUUCACGGCUGAUGCAUUGAGUGUUAGUGAGGAUUCUGGUGAUGAUUCUGACGAUGAAAAUGAUGACCCACAAUUGGAUUCUGCCAUGGGAGAGACUGGAGAUGACGGUGAAGUUGUUGACGAGAAGAUUGGGGCUGAUAAGGAUGAUGAAAAUGAUGAAAAUUCCAACAAAAAUGAGAAAUACGAGACUGGGCCGUCGGUUAAGGAUGAUGAUUGUAGUGGCAGAGAGCUUAGAGCCAAGGAAGAUGAUGCAACCGCUACUGAUGAAGCCGGAGAACUUGAUCCUGAUGAAUCUAACAAACCGAAUGAAGAAAAUGUAGAUCAAAUUCCUGAUGAAAACGAUGAUGUUGAAGAUAUGAACAUAGACAAAGAUGAUGCAUUUUCUGAACCGACAGGAUUGAAGCCUGAUGAGCCUGCUGUGGGUUCAGAUGAAGAUAUUGACAUGAAUCAGCAAGAUGUUGAUCACAAUGAAGAUGAUGGAACGGAAACGAUGGAUGAACCAGCUGGGCUUGAUGAUAAUGAAGAAGAAAAGAUGAACCCCGUGGAAGAAAAUCCCGAUGAAACUGAGCCCAAGCUGAGUGAAAAUUCUGAGAUGGAUGCUGGUGAAGAUGACCAAGAAAAGAAUGGUGAUGCAGACAUGGAGGCACCGAGGAAAGAUGUUACAGCACCAGUUCCGACUGAUUUUGGUACUGAACAUCAGUCAAAUGCCGAAUCUGCUACUCAGUCGAAAGGUGGGUCAAAUGGAGCAUCUAUGAGAGACGUUGCACCCGAAGUCACAUGGUCCAAUAGCGAUGAUAUACAAAGUGACUUGGCUCCUAUUCGAGGUUUACCUAAUUCUUCAGAGAAUGAAAUUAAUAUAGCGGAUUCAUCCAAAGGUGGGAAACUAAACGAUGAGCAUAUUAGUCAAUUACCAGAGUUUGAUCCUUCAUCUCUCCAGAAAAACGAGCCUAACCCGUUUCGUAAUAUUGGUGAUGCACUUGAUGGCUGGAAAGAGAGAGCAAAAGUGUCAGUUGAUUUGGAAGAAAAGAAUGAUGAAGCUAUCGAUGAAAUAGAGGAUGGAGAUGCAGAUGAGUAUGGAUUUACUUCUGGAUUGGAAAAAGGAACAGCUCAGGCACUCGGACCUGCAUCAGCCGACCAAAUCAAUAAAAAUAUCGAUGGGAAGGAGCCCAUGGAUGGUGAUAGUGACGGUGAUGGUGGAACAGCAGACAAGAAAGAUGUUUCGGAAAUGGAAAUUGAAGAGCAGCAUCUUGAAGCUCGACCUGUUAAGAAUCAUCCAUUAAACAUCGGAAAUACUGUCCAUGAAAAGAUUGAAAUCCCGGAAGCCGAGAUCCCACAAGAAACCCCAGAAGUUUAUGAUGCUGGUGAAAGUGAUGAACGGAGCCAAUUGGAUAGUUUGGUGCACAUGAAAAGGUCUUGUAUGAACGACGAUAUAAACCAAUUUGGUAAACUUUCUGUCAGUGACGAUGAUCUGGGGAAAGCCCAGAAUCUUGACGAUAUUUCCGCUGAUAUGAAAGGGGCUGCUACUGCUUUAUGGAGAAGAUAUGAGUUGCAGACAACGAGAUUGUCUCAAGAACUGGCCGAGCAGUUGCGUUUGGUCAUGGAACCGACUCUUGCUAGCAAGCUUCAAGGGGACUAUAAGACCGGAAAACGGAUUAAUAUGAAGAAGGUAAUUCCUUACAUUGCAAGUCACUAUCGGAAAGAUAAAAUAUGGCUGAAGCGGACGCGUCCUAAUAAACGUAACUAUCAAGUUGUGAUUGCCGUGGACGAUUCUCGCAGCAUGUCGGAGAAUAAUUGCGGGAAUGUUGCUAUUGAAGCUUUGGUAACAGUUUGUCGUGCGAUGUCUCAACUGGAAGUCGGGAACUUGGCAGUCGCAAGCUUUGGGAAAAAGGGAAAUAUUAGGUUACUACACGACUUUGAUCAGCCAUUCACUGGGGAGGCCGGAGUUAAGAUGCUCUCGAGCCUGACAUUCAAACAAGAGAACACAAUUGCCGAUGAGCCGAUGGUUGACCUACUGAAAUACUUAAAUAACACGCUGGAUGCUGCUGUAAUGAAUGCACGACUACCAUCGGGCCAAAAUCCAUUAGAGCAGCUUGUUUUGAUCAUUGCUGAUGGCCGACUACAUGAAAAGGACAAUCUGAAGCGUUGCGUUAGAGACAUCUUGAGCAAAAAACGUAUGGUUGCUUUUCUGCUGUUGGAUAAUCCAAAGGAAUCAAUAACAGAAGUAUUGGAAGCUUCGUUCGAAUCUGGGAAGUGCGGUCUAGUUAAAUAUAUGGAUUCCUUCCCAUUCCCGUUCUACGUGAUCCUCAAGGACAUUGAGACUCUUCCAAGAACACUUGCUGAUUUAUUAAGACAAUGGUUCGAGCUUAUGCAACAUUCGGGGGCGUAAAAGUGUCGAUGGUUGGCUUUUGCACAUGAAAGUUUUGAAAGAAAUGUAGGUAGGGUUUUCAAUAGAAGAUGAUGCAUUGCAUUUGUAUUGUAUAUACAAGUCUUUCCUCAUCUGAAAUUUUGUAUCAGUGAAAACCCCCAAUCUUUAUAAUAUAUAUGCUGGAGCUACUAUUCUUUCUAUGGUUUCAA
Messenger RNA from Cynara cardunculus var. scolymus (artichoke), 16880 nucleotides. Its product is annotated as midasin. Bases 298 to 16692 code for a protein of 5464 amino acids. Gene Ontology annotation, molecular function: ATP binding; ATP hydrolysis activity. The record is from RefSeq and is a predicted model, not a curated record. The transcript is spliced from 78 exons. Gene Ontology annotation, biological process: ribosomal large subunit assembly; rRNA processing. Lineage: Eukaryota; Viridiplantae; Streptophyta; Magnoliopsida; Asterales; Asteraceae. Gene Ontology annotation, cellular component: preribosome, large subunit precursor; nucleus.